UUACAAAUUGAUAAAUGCGAAUUCUUGCGAAAAGAAGUAGCAUAUCUGGGACAUAUUGUCACGCCAGAAGGUGUAAAACCGAACCCAGAUAAAAUUUUAGCAAUUCAAAAAUUUCCAAUACCAAAAAAUUCAAAACAAUUAAAAGGUUUCCUUGGACUCCUAGGAUAUUACCGAAAAUUUAUAAAAGAUUUUUCAAAAUUAACUAAACCAUUAACUAUUAGAUUGAAAAAAGAUGCAAUUAUUAAUGUAAACGAUUCAGAUUACGUCGAAUGCUUUGAAAUGUGUAAAAAUAUGUUGAUGAAUGAACCAAUACUUCAAUAUCCAGAUUUUACAAAACCCUUUAACCUUACCACAGAUGCCAGCAAUUAUGCUUUAGGUGCUGUUCUAAGUCAAGGCAAAAUAGGCUCUGAUUUACCUGUGGCUUACGCCAGCAGAACCCUAAAUGAUUCAGAAUGCAACUAUUCUGUAAUCGAGAAAGAACUUCUUACCAUAGUUUGGGCAACCAAAUACUUCCGCCCCUAUCUUUUUGGCAGAAAAUUUACAAUAGUUACCGAUCAUAAACCACUCCAGUGGUUAUUCUCACUUAAAGAUCCAAGUUCAAAACUUGUUAGAUGGCGCUUGAAACUUGAGGAAUAUGAUUAUGAUAUUGUAUACAAAAAGGGUGCUUUAAAUACCAAUAGCGAUUGUUUAUCCCGAAUUCAAAUAAAUAUCAAUGAAACUGAAUUACAAGAACCUCAAUGUUCUAAAAAAUUACUAGUUUAUAUGGACAAAUUUAAUAAAAAACUCUCAUCAACUCCCGACGAUAAUGUAUCGCUAAUAGUUGAAACAGAUAACGAAAGUAAUAAUAAUGAGAAUGACGACGAAGAUAUAACUGUUCAUACAAAUGAGGAAAAUCCUGUAAUUGGUAUACCAAUUUCAGAUUCAGCGAUAAAUGUUGGUAAAAAUCAAUUAAUAUUUUCGGAAGUAAAUUUCGAACCAGCCGUACCUACUAUUAUGAAACUAUAUGAAAAUAAACAAAGAAUUGUUGUGCAAUUAUCUAAAAACAAUUUUGAGCAAGAUGUCAUUAAUUUCGUAAAAGAAUACAUAGUACCAAAAACUAAAUAUUUUAUUUAUUUCGAAGACCCAAUUUAUGAAAAAUUCAGUGUCGUUCUACAAAAUCACUUUCAAGAUUCUCAAAUUGAGUUUACAGUAAUAACAAAUUUAAACAAGAAAAAUGGAAAAAGGAAUGACACUCAGAGAUGGAAACAAAUAAGAGCAGAAGGAGAAUCAGAUGAAGAAGAAAGGAGACAUGGAAUGGGUGAUUUCCAAAUUAUGAUAAAAAAAAUGGAUGAAUCUAAAGAACGAGAAAUGAAUACAAAUAGUCAAAGAAUGGAAGAGAAAAUAGAAGAUAUGAGAAAACAAUUGGAAGAAGUAAGAAGCUAUGCUGAAAACAAAAUACAAGAGACAAAACAAGAAAUUCCAGAUGAAAUGUUAGGAAGAUUAAUGGAAGGAAAAGAAUUUAAUUUACAAGUAUUAAUUGCUCCAGAUAUUGAGACAGAAAUAAUAAUAGGAUAUGAUGAGCUAGAAAAACAUAAAGCCAUAAUAGAUAUUGAAGAAAGAAGAUUAAAAUUGGAUGGAACAUGGAUUAACUUUGAAAUAAUAGCUUUGAAUGAAGAAGGUAAAGUAGUUAAUAAUAUGUACAAGGAAGAAUUGAAAAAAAAUUAUGAUGAUGAAGAAGAAGGGGAAGAUGAAGAAAAUAGAAUUGCGAAAGAUUAUGUACAUAAAAUAGAAGUCAAUGAAGAUAUUAAGAAUUUCAAAGCUAAAACUUAUCCUAUUCCAUACAAGUAUAAAGAUCAAGUGAGAAAAUGUAUAAAAGAACUAUUGGAAAAUAAAAUAAUAGAAAGAAGCAACUCACAAUACAUUAAUCCUAUUGUUGUGAUAUUAAAAAAGAAUGGAGAAUUGAGACUUUGUUUAGAUGCAAGAAAUAUAAAGAAGAAUUAA
Diorhabda sublineata is the source of this 1980-nucleotide messenger RNA. RefSeq lists its product as uncharacterized. Lineage: Eukaryota; Metazoa; Arthropoda; Insecta; Coleoptera; Chrysomelidae. The transcript is spliced from 5 exons. The record is from RefSeq and is a predicted model, not a curated record. The annotation marks the transcript as partial.